AUUAUGGGACGGUGUGCUGGUCUGUCCCACUGUAAACUGGCUCUGGCCUUCGCUGUGCUGAUGGACGUCCUGGGGGGGGGUGCUGGUGGGGGUCUUCGCCCCCUUGGAGAUCCAGGACAGGACUUUGGAGACCUGCUGGUCUACACUGGGGCGCUGCUGGUGCUCAUGUCACUGGGUGGGUGGGUCCUGUGGUACAGCGGCAACAUUGAAGGCCUGACGUCCAGGAAGGACCUGGGACACAUCGGCAGCACUGUGGACCGCCUGGCACGGAACCUGAGCCGCAAGAUCCUGAGCUACAGGAGCCGCAGCUGA
Messenger RNA from Sphaeramia orbicularis (orbiculate cardinalfish), 312 nucleotides. RefSeq names its product transmembrane protein 238-like. Bases 4 to 312 code for a protein of 102 amino acids. The record is from RefSeq and is a predicted model, not a curated record. The transcript is spliced from 2 exons. NCBI's taxonomy places the organism in Eukaryota, Metazoa, Chordata, Actinopteri, Kurtiformes, Apogonidae.